Messenger RNA from Ornithodoros turicata, 6323 nucleotides. It is a transcript of the gene Ssadh, whose product is annotated as succinate-semialdehyde dehydrogenase, mitochondrial-like. The transcript has 11 exons. Gene Ontology annotation, molecular function: succinate-semialdehyde dehydrogenase (NAD+) activity. Gene Ontology annotation, biological process: GABA catabolic process. Lineage: Eukaryota; Metazoa; Arthropoda; Arachnida; Ixodida; Argasidae. Gene Ontology annotation, cellular component: mitochondrion. The record is from RefSeq and is a predicted model, not a curated record. The coding region runs from base 141 to 1694 and encodes 517 amino acids.
CGCCGCACGAUACCGCUAGCCCCGCCUCCGCUGCUCCUUACUUCAUAACUUCAUAAUGGCAAAUAACUCGGCCUUGUGUGUCACCAACACUUUAUUGAGCAAUUGAACGUCAUAGACUUCGUUGAUUCCAGCUUCAGAAGAUGAUGAUCUAUAUCGGGACAAAAAUGCACAAACUUAAAUGUGUGGCACCUCUCUUUUCGUCGUUAACGAGGCAGCUUACUUCGAGCCCGUGCAGACAGAACUAUGCGCUUUUGAAGGAAAAGGCUUUCAUCGAUGAUCAGUGGAAACCAUCUGAAGCCGGAGCAACGUUUGAGGUAGUCAACCCAGCCAAUGGACAAACGAUAUGCAGUGUUAGUGACUGCGGCGUCAGUGACGUCGACCAUGCCGUUACUGCUGCAAAAGAUUCCUUCAGAACUUUCAAGGCUGCAACCGCUAAGGAACGUUCUGCACUGUUGCGGAAAUUUUUUGAGCUUCAUACAAAACACAGCGAAGAUCUUGCGCAGCUGCUCACUGCCGAAAAUGGAAAACCCCUACUCGAAGCACGCGGGGAAGUUGCGUACGGCGGUUCCUUCCUAGAAUGGUUUUCUGAAGAGGCCAGAAGAAUCUACGGAGACGUCGUACCUGCUCCUGUCAAAGGCCGAGAAAUGGUCUUCCUCAAACAGCCCGUUGGAGUGACUGCCAUAAUAACCCCGUGGAACUUCCCGAAUGCGAUGAUCACUCGCAAGAUCGGAGCAGCAUUGGCGGCAGGUUGUCCCUGUGUCAUCAAACCUGCCCCCGACACUCCCUUGUCGGCCCUGGCCCUGGCCCAGUUGGCUCACGAGGCGGGCUUCCCACCUGGAACUGUAAACGUAUUGCCCUCAUCAGAAGUGACCACCCCCGAAGUGGGCCUGCGUCUGUGCGAGCACCCAGAUGUUAGGGCGCUUUCCUUCACCGGGUCCUCAGCCGUUGGAAAAUUACUGCUGAAGCAGAGUGCGUCAACAGUGAAGAAGGUUUCCCUCGAACUGGGUGGCAAUGCUCCUUUCAUCGUGUUUGACUCUGCCAAUAUCGGGAAGGCCGUCGCAGGUGCGAUGGCCGCGAAAUUUAGAAAUGCUGGUCAGACAUGCGUGAGUGCUAAUCGCAUACUCGUGCAUGAGGCCGUCCACGACAGGUUUCUCAUAGGGAUGGUGGAAGCCAUUCAGGAAAAACUCGUUGUGGGAGACGGAUUCCAAAACGGCACGACGGUGGGGCCACUCAUCAACGAAAAGGCUGUCUCAAAGGUAGAGCACCAUAUCUCGGAUGCAAUAAGUAAAGGUGGCAAGGUGGUGCUUGGUGGGAAAAGGCACCCAUUGGGCGGGAAUUUUUUCCAACCCACCGUCAUCACAGGCAUUCAGGAUGGGAUGUUGGCUUGCACAGAGGAAACUUUCGGGCCUGUGGCUUCGAUUAUCAAGUUCAAGACAGAAGAGGAAGCCUUGGAACUGGCAAACUCCUCAAGGGUUGGCCUGGCAGGUUAUUUCUUCUCAGAAGACAUUUCGCAGAUUUGGAGAGUGGCUAAAAAUCUGGAAGUAGGAAUGGUUGGUGUCAACGAAGGGAUCAUCUCCUGUGCCGAAGGAGCCUUUGGAGGCAUCAAGGAGUCUGGCCUUGGCCGCGAAGGUUCACGUUAUGGAACGGAUGAAUUUACGGAAAUCAAGUACAUCUGCUUUGGUGGACUGCAGUGAAAAGAAGAAUGUGCAUGUCACGUGCUGUGCUGUGUUCCCCCGUAUCUGAAUCCCCUAUUUUGCUACUACCUGGUCACGCAACCAUGAGCUUGCACCUCUGGGGACUUCACGCUCAGCGUGGUCUCCACUUGUAAAACUACAUGGUGCAACUGUGGAAAGCUGUUCUUCUAUGGGCACCACGAUGGAAGCGCAGUAAGCGAAAUUAGAAGUGGGAAGAACGUUUCUAAAGAGUUUAUAUCUACAUCUAUUAAUAGAAUGGCGCUAAAAUGCACAACGUCGUAUAGAGAUAUCUAGAAAAUUGUUUCAUCGCUUUUGCUUCUUUUUGGAAUUCACCCUUUAUGGUGGGUGUUCACUAACUUCCAGCAAGUAUGAUGAUGAUCAUGUUAAUGAUGAUGAUGAUGAUGAUUGUUGAGCGAUAACCAAAUCAGUAAUUGAGGAAAUGUGCAAAGGUGGUGUUACUCUACGAGGCUCUGUUUUAACAACGUGGGCUACAUGCAUCUCGUAUGUAGCCUCCGAAAACAAUUCAACUCCCGCUUUUUUGAGGCGAGAUAUCACCAUCAUUUUUUAGCCGUAUCCUGUGUUGCUCCUGUUGUUCAUUCUGUGUUGUUCCCUGUGUGUUUGCGGUUGUUUGUCUUGCCCAGACUCAGGUUUCAAGUAUGCUGAAGCUCAUCCUGUGAGAACGCCAUACGACUCGCUUCGAAUUAAGCUGCUUUACGAAGCAUUUUCAUUCGAUUUUCGGGGUGUCAAGACUGUCUAACCGCGUGCGUUAUCGGUCGAAAGGGUAGUGCUGUUGCAUUUUUUUUUCCUACGCGUGUGCUACCUCCGGGAAACAUAUGUCGUACGAUCGGAAAGGGAUCGCACGCUCAAUAGGGUAGCGCCCAUGUAGGUUGGAGGAACGAUACGCUCUGAACGAUAUGCUCUGAACGAUACGCUCUGAACGAUACGCUCUGAACGAUACCAGCGCCUAUCGUUCUCCCUCUAGCGUUGGAAUGCUGAACGUUAGUCCCGCGUUCGUUCGCCGGUGCUGCGCGCCCCCUGGCCGAGACGUUUCUGCCUGUGGCGAUUCUAAUGAUGUUAGAUAACGCGGACUCAGUCCAUUCUGAAGCGAACUGCUUUGUAUCUGUGUUAUCCUUGUGUCUGUAUGCCUUUUCGUAUUUUCUUGAAAGACUCACUGUACCAUGAUAGAGAGCCAUGAAAGGUGACACCAAAAAAACUGGCCUCAACCCCUAUUUCAGAAUGUUUCACACGUGUCACUGGCUUGCAUUAUUUACGAUCCUCUGUGCUCAAUCGAGAACUUCCAUGUUCGCGUCGCCCCUAGCGGCAAAAUGUCGAACAUCUCAUUUCACCCCCGAAUAAACAUGGCGACGCUUUUCGGACUUGCACGUGACGUGGGAUAGUAGCAAUAUAGAAGAUUGCAAGACAAAUGCGGAAAGACUGAAAGUGCUUUGUAGUGAUUAGGAGUACAACGCGUCAUCGAGUCUCGGCCUCAAACGUCCACGUAGCCUUGAAACCGAUUAUCUACUGUGAGCUAACAUAGGAGCCGCCUGCUGGUGGCUGCGCAUGCGCUGACUCGGAAAGGCUCGGAAAAGGUCCUCUGCGCUCUUUUGUGUGUAUUCGCAGUAGGCAUAAGAAGUAUAGAACAAAGAAAAGAAAACAGGAUUCAGGAUGAACCAAUGAAGAUGUUGUGCAAUGAUUGGCUUUCCGUGGAUUCUUAGUCGCAUGGAGGCGUCGUGUUGCCUUACGCGUCGAGUCUCGAUAAAAUGCCACGUGUUCGAAUCCCGGCUCUACUGUCUGGGCGUUUUCUCCGGAUGGUAUAAGGCAAAUGUGGGCACAGGUGCCCGUGAAGUCAGCACAAGACGCACAAUUCGCGCCGAACAGCCGUGUCAAGAACGCGAACAGCUCGGUAAUAACGGCACCACCAUCGACCGUCCCUGGAUGGAGCUCAUCUUUCAUUAGCGGAUAGAAGAAGAUUUAAAGGGACAUGUCGAACAGGUCCACUGGUUUCGAGACUAGAUUUGUAUUCGACUGAAACUUCCAUGCAGAUGCUAUAAGUGAAAUUUACAACGAAACGUCGUAUAGAUCAAUGAGACGUUUUCGUAACUUUUGUUUGAGUCGGAACCAGGGUGUCGUACCGAACCCGUACCCGAACCGUUAUGUUUGCCGGAACUGAACCCGUACCGAAUGUUGGACCCGAACCGGAACAGGACCGAUGAAAAUAACAGCGAUAACCAGUUCGCAACAAAACGGUUCAAACUUAAAAGAAGUCAGCAUAAGAGUCAGGUGUCUCUCAAUCCCCGACCGAGGACACAUUGAUGUCCAUAUCAUGGAAUUCGCGAAUUUUCGCCUAGCAGUCAAGCGAAGACGUACUUUCAAGAAUGUGCUUUCAUCAUCUUUUUUAACACGUUGAGGCGCAGUUGUCCUUGUGAGCGCCACGGCUAGCGCCCCACGCACGCGCUGCAGCAUCUGCUCUUCAGAGCAGACGCUGCAGCAGAGGAGGCGCCACAUGGACGAGGGAAACAGGAAGUAGGCCAGUUGUGUAGAUCUAUAGGACGAAGCACCCAACAUUUCCCUUUACACGUGAGCAGUAAAAAUUAAGCAAGUCAGAAACAUGAGAAGUGGAGAAGGAGUGUACGCCAGGGAAGGGUAACGGUAAUGUUAACGUAAACAAAAACGGUAUGUUACCGAAAUUGGAGAUGGUAACGAUAACGGAAUCGCAUACCACUGUCCUCCAUUACCAGAAACGGAAACGAGAAUUAUUGUCCGAUAUUGAAUUCGGGUAAUGCCUGUUGUGCAAUGACAUUUCAGUGACUUUUCAUUUUAUUUUGUAUUUUGAUGACUCCAUUCCCCGUAAUGCUCCAAAUACUACAUGACAGCAUGGAAACAAAGCGCAAUAUUGGAUAUCAACGUGGUGCAUCGCUCGCGCACCUACUCGUCACAAUGUAUCUAGCCGUCGCCUACCCCCAUGACAUCAACAGAGACUCCACGCACUCUACUCCUCCAUCGCGGGAGGAUGACAGCAUCUUUUUUGUUUACUUUAUUCAUUUCACUGUGGCUAUGGCAGUAUUGUUUACUACUGGGAGCGUCCGCCUAUGAAUGCGACAUUGGAUGAAGGUUACGCCCAUCGUGGGUUACUGGUCUCAGAGUGACUGAAGACAGGAGACUGACUGAACACAUGUUCUUACAGUUCUUUAAAAAUCUUGCAAGAUGUGCACAUCCCAACGACGUAAAAUUACUUGUGUAGUGUGUACGCGUGACACCGAAGCAAAAAAAGAGAUUUUUGUGCCAUUAAGUAGCAGGACUGUACACAGCUAAAGGGGGUACUUGACCACUGAAAACGUCAAUGCAGACAACAGCUGUAAGCUAUUAGCCAUGCAUGUCCUGAUAAAAGCAGUGACAUGGGAGAUAUAAAAAGAAAACUGUUUAAAUUUUGGCAUGGUAGAACCGUAACUGAACCGGAAUGAAAUCCAAGCAACCAGAACCCGAACCAAACCCGUAUUUUUUGCGGUUCGACACUGCAAACUUCGAACACUUCAUACUGUCGCUCUUGGAGAAAUUCGAUGGAAUCUGUACGCGUGGAUUGGUAAACGGCCUUCAGAAACAGGGCUAGUCACCUACAGCGAUCGCAACCCUGGCAGGUGAGUGGAAAACUUCGUCGUAUCACUAUAGCUUUGGUCUCCUAUGUAUCACCUUCGGACCCAACGGAUCUAAUCCAUUAAUUGGGCAUCAGUUUUCUAAACAUCCAGUUCAUGAAUGUGGAUGGCACUUCUACACAAACAUUGAUGACUCUAAAUAGAACCAUGAAGCCAUGAUCAAACCAUAGAGCCUCAAAACCAUUGCAAGCGUGUUUAGUGCAUUCCUGGGCACUGAUACAUUCGCAAUGCACAGUAGGAUCCGGACACUGGUUAGACCAACGUAGGCAUUAACUGAAAACCACGACGACCAAACAAGGCGAAAAGAGUUCUGAAACUGAGUGCAACGACCUGACGGCUGCCGGCGGGACGCAGGAUCUAGACGUGACGUCAGAAGCAGGUUGUCUUCUUCAUUGGCAGACUGGCCUAAAAUUAGGAAAUGGUACAACUAGCGUCAUGCCGCUUGUAGGGAAUGUGCAGGGCGUCCGCUCGGCCCGUUUCGCAUUGGAACAGAGUUACUCAUACCACAGCAAUGCUACGUAGCAAUAAUUUAGCACAAUAGUGUGCCUUGCUCAGCAAUAACAAAAGAUGUUGGGCUUGUUGGUAUGCAUACCACACUAUGGAACGCGCACAAAGGACAACGACAAGGUGCGCCAGUGUUGUCCCCCUGCUUCGUCCUUGUCUUUUGUUCGCAUUCCAUAGUGUCGUUUGCUGAGCAAGUUUCGUACAUCAUUGAAUUGAAUGCACAUCCAUGUUGUUUGCGGUGAUGGCUUGUUUGUCGGAGUGUUUCACCGUCUUCCAGGAUACUGUUGGAGAUAUGCGAGUCAAAAAAUAUCCACUGUUAGCAGGCGGCACAUCUCUCGCAAUGCAGACUACGAUAUCUUGGUCUUCCAGUUUGCUCUCUUGGUGUUUUGUGGAUCGGAAUGGCACAUGAAUACUGAAGCUUAUUAAUUAGUGGCUGUAACCUAGAAGUAAUAAAUUAGUGAGUUUCAGGCCUGCA